AUGUCGAUACUCUCAGAUUUAAUAAACAUUAAUCUCUCAGAAACCUCCGAGAAGAUCAUAGCUGAAUACAUAUGGAUCGGUGGAUCUGGAAUAGACAUGAGAAGUAAAGCAAGGACUCUCCCUGGACCAGUUGAUGAUCCUUCUAAGCUUCCCAAGUGGACAUAUGAUGGUUCCAGCUGUGGUCAAGCUUCCGGAGAAGAUAGUGAAGUGGUCUUACAUCCUCAAGCAAUUUUCAAGGAUCCAUUCAGGAGGGGUAACAAUAUCCUGGUUAUGUGCGAUACUUACAAUCCUCAUGGCGAACCCCUUGCGAGUAACAAAAGACAUGCUGCAGCAAAGAUAUUCAGCCACCCUGAUGUAGCUGCUGAAGAACCAUGGUAUGGUAUUGAGCAAGAAUACACCUUGAUGCAAAAAGAUAGUCCAUGGCCUUAUGGAUGGCCCGUUGGUGGUUUUCCUGGACCUCAGGGACCAUACUAUUGUGGCCUUGGCGCUGACAAGGCUUUCGGGCGUGACAUUGUCGACGCGCAUUACAAAGCGUGUCUUUAUGCUGGCAUUACCAUAAGUGGUAUCAACGCAGAAGUUAUGCCUAGCCAGUGGGAGUUUCAAGUUGGUCCUGCUCUUGGAAUCUCCGCUGGUGACGAGAUUUGGGUGGCGCGUUAUCUUCUGGAGAGGAUCACCGAGACUGCGGGAGCUGUUUUAUCUUUGGAUCCUAAACCAGUGAAGGGUGAUUGGAAUGGUGCUGGUGCUCACACGAACUAUAGUACGAAAUCGAUGAGAAACGACGGUGGCUAUGAAGUGAUUAAGAAAGCGAUUUCGAACUUGGAGAAGAAACACAAAGAGCAUAUUUGUGCUUAUGGAGAAGGCAAUGAAAGACGUUUGACAGGAAAACAUGAAACUGCUGACAUCCAUUCGUUCAAAUGGGGCGUUGCGAAUCGCGGUGCUUCUGUUCGGGUAGGAAGGGACACUGAGAGAGCAGGGAAGGGUUACUUUGAGGACAGAAGGCCUGCUUCUAACAUGGAUCCAUAUAUUGUUACUUCCAUGAUUGCAGAGACAACCAUUCUCUGGAAACCAUGA
Lathyrus sativus (Indian pea) is the source of this 1071-nucleotide messenger RNA. Lineage: Eukaryota; Viridiplantae; Streptophyta; Magnoliopsida; Fabales; Fabaceae. The record is from the annotation of a GenBank genome assembly.